Alosa sapidissima (American shad) is the source of this 3573-nucleotide messenger RNA. Its product is annotated as actin-binding LIM protein 3-like. Gene Ontology annotation, biological process: lamellipodium assembly; cilium assembly; cytoskeleton organization. Gene Ontology annotation, molecular function: actin filament binding. The coding region runs from base 517 to 2649 and encodes 710 amino acids. The transcript is spliced from 24 exons. NCBI's taxonomy places the organism in Eukaryota, Metazoa, Chordata, Actinopteri, Clupeiformes, Clupeidae. Gene Ontology annotation, cellular component: stress fiber; actin cytoskeleton. The record is from RefSeq and is a predicted model, not a curated record.
GGAGAAGCAUCGCUUCGCAGAUUGGAGCACAAGUGACGGCAUCUGACACAGUGCUGAAGUAGCCUCCGCCUCAUAUACCAUGCAACGGUGCUCUUUUGGAAGUAGGAUGCUGUCGCCUGCAAAUAGAACGUGACUGAACUACGGUGCACCACCAGUGCAAUCCGGAUUUAGUCAAAUCCUCAACGAACAGCAGUCUCAACAAGAGCAUUGUUGUAAUCGGCUUCUCCACACAGGGAACACCCAUCGCUCCAUUCAGAUUCCUGCUUUAUUCCUCACCUUGUCAGGAGAGGACAUCUUACUAGUCGGAACUGUUCACGGAGCUCAACGCGCGUCCAGGAGUUAAGAGUUUAUAAAGGGUUUAUGAAAAAUUGCUGGUAUCUCGGAAUUGUCAGCAACUAUUAGGCUAAUUGAACAGUCCGUUUUAGAUAUUAUCUUAAAGACGCUGAUCAUGUGUUAUACGAGAACUGAAUAGUCGUGUAAGUUGUAGGCUAAUAUAAUUCAAGGAUUCAUUUCAUCAUGAGUACUAACGGUCCUUACCAGCCCGGCUCCUACAGCAGCAGCAGUGGCAGCAGUGGGGGCGGUCGAGGCCAUGGCUCCUCAUCGACCAUCCACUGCCAACGCUGCAGGGACGUCUGCAAGGGCGAGGUAGUACGCGUCCAGAACGUCCACUUCCACGUUAAGUGCUUCACAUGUCAAGUGUGCGGCUGCGAUCUGGCGCGCUCCGGAUUCUUCCAGAAGAGUGGCGAGUACAUCUGCACGGAGGACUACCAGCGGCUAUAUGGCACGCAGUGCGACAGCUGUGGCGAGUUCAUCACGGGAGAGGUGGUCUCAGCCCUGGGCCGAACCUACCACCCCAAGUGCUUUGUCUGCAGCCAGUGCAGGAAGCCAUUUCCCAUCGGGGACCGAGUGACGUUCUGUGGGAAGAAGUGUGUUUGUCAGCAGUGUUCCCACUCCCUCGUCAGCACCAAUGAGCCUGUCAAGAUCCACGGACCCAGCCACUGUGCAGGCUGUAAUGAGGAGAUCAAGCAGGGCCAGUCCCUCCUGGCUCUGGAGAAACAGUGGCACGUCAGCUGCUUCAAGUGUCAGACCUGUGGCACUGUGUUGACCGGGGAAUACAUCAGCAAGGAUGGGAUUCCGUACUGUGAGUCAGAUUACCACACCCAGUUUGGAAUAAAGUGUGAGACUUGCCAUAGGUACAUCAGUGGGAGAGUUCUUGAGGCAGGAGGGAAGCACUACCACCCCACCUGUGCCCGCUGUGCCAGAUGCCAUAUGAUGUUUGCUGAGGGGGAGGAGAUGUAUCUGACAGGCUCAGAGGUCUGGCAUCCCACGUGUAAGCAGUCGGCACGGAUGGAGAAGAAACUCAGACUAAGACGUACCUCUGAGGCCUCUAUCUCUCCUCCUGGAUCCAGCAUUGGCUCUCCAAGCCGCGUAAUUUGUGCCAAAGUGGAAAACGAGAUCCUAAAUUAUAAAGAUCUGGCUGCGCUGCCUAAGAUUAAGGCUAUUUAUGACGUGCAGCAGCCCGAUCUCAUUCCCUAUGAGUCUUAUCACACAUACUGCUCUGAUGACAGACUAGAGCGCUACAGCUAUGGGGAGUCCCUGGGGACUCUUUCUCCUUAUUCUCAGGACAUCUAUGACAGCAUGGACAUCCGGCACCGGCGCUCCUCCAGUCCCGGCUACAUCGACUCGCCCACCUACAGCCGGCAGGGCAUGUCCCCCACAGUGCCCCGCUCACCCCAACUCUACUACCGCUCGGGCACUGAGAGUGGCAGGAGCUCUCCCUAUUACAGUCAGCUUGACGCCAGAUCGAGCACGCCCACCACGAACCCAGCACCCAAGCAUUUUCACGUGCCAGUCAGCAGAACAUCUAUGUCGAUGUCCCCCGGCGCAGCUACAGCGGAGACCAACAUCUACAGGAAACCUCCCAUCUAUAAGAGACAUGGUGACUGUCACCACGAAGCCACAAAAAGUAAAACCAGUGAGGAUAUCCUUCACUCCUCUCAGCUGUCCUCGUCCUACUCGCCAGACCACUGCCAACACUCCGAGUCUGACUACUACCACUAUUCCAGCUCCCCUAGAGCCCCUCGAGCGCGGAGGUUCUCCUCAGGUGGCGAGGAGGACGGGUGGAGCCAGAGCCUGAACAGAAUCCAAGGCGGUAUUGGUCGGAUGAUUCUAAAAGAGGAGAUGAAAGCCCGAUCAGGCUCGUAUGAUAAUGACCCCUGGGGAAGCGCACGCAACUCCCGCAGUGGCAGCAAAGAGGCCCUGCACAACAUGGGCUACAGCAACACUGUCAAUGGAUCUCCCCGGUCACACUACAGUGCAGACAGUGACUCCUACAUCUCCAAGUCAGCUUCUUUGCCAGGUUAUGGCAGGAAUGGUCUGAGCAGGCCCCAGAGUGCGGAUUAUUACCAUUACGACAGCAGUAAUGCUGUAAACUGGGGAUACAGAGACUACAAGGUAUAUCCAUAUGAAUCUCUCAUAGUGACCAUGAGGGGGCGCAGUCAGCUACCCAGUGAUGUAGACAGGACAAAAUUAGAGCGUCAUCUAUCACCAGAGGAGUUCUAUCAAGUGUUCAGGAUGUCAGUGGCCGACUUUGACCGACUGGCACUGUGGAAACGGAACGAACUGAAGAAACAAGUGCGACUGUUCUAAGUGCCCGUGCUCAACGCCCAGCCUCCGCCUCAGGAUUGCUCUGGACAGGGUUGAAGGAGGGACCAUUAAAAUGGAGCCUGGCCACCCCAAACUGCUCUCUGUAGCGGCACCAGUUGGACUGCUUGACACAGAAAUGGUUCAUGGCACUAUAGACCCCCAGAGGAGGUUCGGAGACGCUUAGGGAAGUGCAGGGAGUUGGAUGGGUGGGGGGUGGCCGGUUGAGCUGCUGCUUUCUCCUUUGAGCCACGUGCACUAACAAAAAUGGAUAGACUUAGAGACUAUAGAAUUCACUGAAGAGGCCACUAAUGCUUUCAGUUUUUUCUGUAUGUGUGUGUGUGUAUGUGUGUGUGUGUGUGUGUGUGUGUGUGUGUGUGUGUGUGUGUGUGUGUGUGUGUGUGUGUGUGUGUGUGUGUGUCUGUGUGCGCGCGUGUCACCCCACACUACACAGCAAGCUCAGUUUCAAGAGUUAAGAGUGGUUGAAAGUUGCCUUAAAAAUUAUCACAGAGUGUUAGUUAAGAACACCAGCAACUGUGGAAUCCGAAUGUUUAUAUCAGCGAAACAGAUUCAGUGUGACUCAGACUGCUUGGGGAGUGAUGGCUGGAAAUGCGUGACAGAUCAUAAGCACUGUGUAAAAUGACAGGUGAACAUAGGAGAGAGAGUCCUAUGAUGCUAUAUUUCACUAACAAGAAUUUAGUUUGAACUUAAUGAAUGGAUUGGUUGAUACAUUUACUGUUCAUGUGUUUGAAAAAAGGAGUGGUUUUUGUUAUUUGCAUACCAAAGUACUGGUAAAUCAAAUAUAUUGACAUGUUAUUUUCUGUUUACUUACUCUUUGUCCAUGAUCUAAACUUAAUGUACACAAUUUGAGUUAGUAAACUGACUGACGCAUAUGGAUCCAAAGAAUGUAUAAUAUAAUGGCAUCAAGAA